GGCGGGCAGCGCGGCGGCGCCUGGCGUGGUUCCCCGGGCCCCGCCGUGCCGUGCCCCGCGGCUUCCCCGCCGCCUGCCCGCCCACCGCCGCGGCUCCCCCCCGUUCGCCCGGGUGCUCUGCAAGAUGGCGGCAGCAGCCGAGCGCGGAGCGGAGCUGCCCGCGGAGUCACCGCGGGGGACUCGGCAGCCGCUGCCGCCACUGGACCCCGAGGAGGUGGCGAAGCGAUUGGCGAGCACCCGCCAGGAGCUGAGCAACAGGCGCAAGAUCCUGCUGAGGAACCUGCCAGCCGAGAGCAGCAGCCAGGAAAUCCAUGACUUAUUUAAAGAAUAUGAAAUCAAGUACUGUUAUGUGGACAGAAAUAAAAGAACAGCAUUUGUCACUCUGUUAAAUGGAGAGCAAGCUCAGAAUGCCAUUCAGAAGUUCCACCAGUAUUCUCUUCGGGGCAAGGAAAUAUCUGUGCAGCUCCAACCAACAGAUGCUUUGCUCUGCAUCACCAAUUUGCCCAUUUCAUUGACAUUGGAAGAGUUUGAAGAACUUGUGCGUGCCUACGGCAACGUCGAGAGGUGUUUUUUGGUCUACAGUGAAGCUACUGGCCAUUCCAAGGGCUAUGGCUUUGUGGAAUACAUGAAGAAGGACUCUGCUGCCAAGGCCAGGCUGGAACUUCUGGGGAAACAGUUAGAGGAGAGCACUCUCUUUGCACAGUGGAUGGAUGUGAACCAGCUGACCACAAAUCUUAUUCACUCCAAGUGCCUUUGUGUAGAUAAAUUGCAAAAAGACCACGCUGAUUCAAAAGAUCUGCUCCAAGCUUUCUCACUGAAGUAUAAACCUGUUUUCUGCCAGUUUGCUCAGGAUGAAGACAGUUGUAUCGGGGACUUUGCGGUGGUUGAGUAUGAAACUGCAGAGCAGGCUGAGGAGGUCCAGGAAGUCACCGAUGGCAUCACCAUCAAAGGAAAGAGAGUCCAUGUGUCAUACUGUGCUCCUGGAGCACCGGGCAGAAGCACCUUAGCAGCACUCAUAGCAGCACAGAGGAUGAUGAGGAACAAUAGGAAAGGCUUGCUUCCAGAGCCAAAUCCAGUGCAGAUCAUGAAAAGUUUUAACAACCCAGCCAUGUUGCAAAUGCUGCUGCAGCCCCAGUUGCGUGGACAUGCUGUUAAACCUGUUCUUGGAGCAUCUGCAGGUUUACCUCACCUUAUAAAUUCAGCAGUUGGCCCACCUUUUUUGCAGCUGAAUAAAAUUCAUCAGAAUUCCAUUCUAGGGAGCACAUCAAACUUACUGCUGCAGAGCCCUGCUCACCUACCACUGCCACAGCAGCAGCUGCUGAAGGUUGAAAACGUCCAGGCUAACAGUAAACCAGGUUUGCUGGGAGAACCUCCAACGAUGCUGCUUCAGACAGUGCUGGGAAUAGGGGUAAUGCCAGCAGUGAGUUCAGGCAUGGGAGCCCGUGGAGAAGCUCUUAAGUCAGCAGCCGCAGCAGCAGGGAUGGGCAUGCUGCCAUUCUUCCCCAGUCAGCACAUUGUUGGACAAGCUCUGCCAGGGCAAAACAACGCUCCGGAGAAACAGGCGACUCCCGAAGCCGUGGUGCCGGCAUCCCAGCCUUACCAUCAGACCCUGACAAACCUUCCUGCAGGAGCUUUGCGGGCUGGCCAGGCCAAACAGAACCCACUGAAAAGCACUGAGAUCAGUUUGGGGACUCCCUUGAAAAAGCAGACUUCACUGCUGGGAGAGCCACCAAAAGAAAUACGUCUUAGCACCAACCCCUACUUGAAUUUGGCAAGUGUGUUGCCUGGUUUGUGUCUUCCAGCAAUCGCCAGCAAAGCCUCCAGCCCACCGCAGCAGAGCGGCCUUUCGAACAACAUUGUGGAUGCUGCUGUGUCUCAGGGACCUACAUCACAACAUGGAGUGGAAAACUAUUUUAAUUACUCUCAACAUCAUGGGGAGUGCUCCCAGGUGGCUCCAGCACGGAGCGAGAAGCGGAGCUCCUCGUACCUCAUUCCCUCCUCAGAAGCUGGCCCCAUGGAGUACCUGGGCCAGCAGGCGGCGGGCUCAGCGGCGCGCUACGCCGAAUCCUCGCUCAAGAAGAAGCGUGUUUAUUGAGACCCUUGUGCCCACCCCUGCCUCUGCGGGGCGAAGGUGGGACCUCUCUUCUUGUACCUCUGCUAUUUAUUGCUGCCUUAACUUCAGACAAGUCCUUCUGCUUUCUGUGUGGGGUGUGAGUAUCCCAAGAGGAAGAGACCCUCUGUAAGGGCCGUUUGCCAAGGAGCCGGUACGUAUCGCCGUGAGGUUGGCCACGGCUCGGUAGUCUGGAGUUGCCUUCUGAAAGGCUGGGAUGGUGUUACCUUGGUCACCUGCUUCUGGAAGUAGCAGUGGGCUGAGGCUGACAAAGGAACUGGGUGAGUUUUGGCAGCUUGCUGGCUGAAAGCAAUAAAAACACUGAGGAGGGAACACUGAGCCAUGCUCCAGUCCUCAGGCUGAGGGAUUUCAAAGAUGAAGUCUUGAGAGAAGUAAGGGUUGGGUUUUUUUUCCCUUUUCUUCCUUAUUUUUUUAAAUCAGAAUGUGAGGUUGGGUUUUGGAUUUUGCUUUUUUUGUUAUUUUUUUUCCCAGGAUUAAGAGUUCUGCAUUUACAAGCCUUUAUAUUUUUAAUAGUUCCUCUUAAUCCUGGUAGGGAGACACAUACCAAAUGUAUUACCAGAGUCUGGCUGGUAUUUUCCAUAAACAGAUGUCAGAAGUAAGAUUCUCACCUGUGUGCUGCCUCGCAGUAUCCAGUUCCUUUUGGCUAGGUGACCUUGGACAAUGAAAUAACCUCUGUCUGCUUUUAGGCCAAGAAUCCACAGCUUUGCCUUCUUGGAAUUAUUGAUGUACAGUUUGUGAGUGCUUCUGGGUGUCAGGCAGGACUGCUGGCAAUGCUUUCAGGAUGGUGGAGUGCUGGUAAAGGUAACUGGAAGAAAUCAACUGUGUGGUCUGCUUUUGCUGACUUCUGGAUGGGGAUGAUUCAGAGUUAGAGAUGAAGUUCUACUGCCAUGCUCCUCGACCUCUUUAAUUCUGCAUUCCUGCUCUUCACUGUAUUUUCUUUUCUCCAACCAUCUUAACUUUUGAGAUGUGCUGCACUCCAAAGCCUGUGCACGAAGAGCAGACUGGCCCUGGUUUUCACUCCUUUGCAUUAAGUUCUCUCUAGAAGAAAAGAGGCACUCUCCCAUCCCAGGUGUACAGGGUGGGCUCACACCCCCAUGCAAUGGAAACUGCAGCAGCCUGUGUGUGCGGCUGUAGCACAGCCAGCCAGUGCUGGUGCCGGAGGCUGGGCUGCCUCUGCCCAUUACCAGCCUGGCUCCCCCCGGGCAGGUGACAGCACACAGACACCAUUUCCCAGUUUGAUCACUGUUUCUGUUUUCUUUUGUUUGUUUGUUUGUUUAAAAGACUCUGGAUUAUUUUUAGCAUAUUCAUUAAGCUGCUCUGCCUGGAGCCUUUCUUCUCUGCUGUUAAUCCUUGUAGCUGGAGCCUUAGACAUCACUGCUUUUGAGAUCAGUGGUUGUGACAGGUAAAGUAUGAGCCAGUGCACUGUGUCAGACAGCCUGGAUUUGCUGCCUUGGAAUCCCAGCGUGGUGAGGGUUGGCAGGGACCUCUAUAGAGAUCAUCCAGUCCAACCUCCCUGCUACAGCAGGGGCACCCACAGCAGCUUGCCCAGCAUCACAGUGGCCAGGUGGGUUUGGAAUCUCUCCAGAUUAGGAGACUCCACAACCACUCUUGGGCAGCCUGUUGCAAAUUCAUUUGGCCUGAACUCACUGAGCACUGAGGCCACAACCCAGGGCCUUUUUGCCUUGAUCUUGCUGGAAAACCCUGAAGCCAUUUUUUUUUAAAUACUGAGGUUCUUCAACUCUGCCUUUCAAGCUUUGUGAUGUGACCGUGAUAGGCAUUUUCAAAGCUUAAAGCCCUUCACAAUCAGAAUCCCUCCUCCCUCUGCCGCUGUGUGUGUGCUGCACACACAGGACAGCUUGAGGAGCUCUGGUGGGAUUCCAUGUGUGUGUAUGGAUUAAAAAUUGAUUUGUAAUAGUUUUGUUCCUCCUGUUUGUAUAUGCAACUUUCUCAACUUGUUACGCUUUUCAAUGAAAAUAAAUCAUUGGUUCACAUUGGAAGUGGAUUUCUGUGGGAGGAAAACCACCUCUGGACUACCAUGAAAUC
Dryobates pubescens (Downy woodpecker) is the source of this 4174-nucleotide messenger RNA. It is a transcript of the gene RAVER2, whose product is annotated as ribonucleoprotein, PTB binding 2. Gene Ontology annotation, molecular function: mRNA binding. NCBI's taxonomy places the organism in Eukaryota, Metazoa, Chordata, Aves, Piciformes, Picidae. The record is from RefSeq and is a predicted model, not a curated record. The coding region runs from base 125 to 2095 and encodes 656 amino acids. Gene Ontology annotation, cellular component: cytosol. The transcript has 12 exons.